This is a messenger RNA of Nicotiana tabacum (common tobacco), 2828 nucleotides long. Its product is annotated as receptor-like serine/threonine-protein kinase SD1-7. Gene Ontology annotation, cellular component: plasma membrane. Gene Ontology annotation, biological process: protein phosphorylation; recognition of pollen. NCBI's taxonomy places the organism in Eukaryota, Viridiplantae, Streptophyta, Magnoliopsida, Solanales, Solanaceae. Gene Ontology annotation, molecular function: protein serine/threonine kinase activity; ATP binding. The record is from RefSeq and is a predicted model, not a curated record.
CUUGGGAUAAAGAAUAAAACAAGAACAAACAAGGAGCUGUACUAGGAAAACUAAUGGAGUUAGAUACUGUCCUAGCUCUUGUACUAGUAUUCUCAUGUUCUUGCUUAACCCUUCUUUCAAGUGAAGACAAUAUCAAGGUGGGCAAAUCAAUUACUGGUAAUCAGAAAAUGGUUUCAACAGGUGGAACUUUUGCCUUCGGCUUUUUCACUCCAGGCAAUUCUACAUUUAGCUAUAUUGGCAUAUGGUAUAAUACCAUCCCUGAACUAACUGUCAUUUGGGUUGCUAACAGACAAUCUCCAAUCCCUCAGAAUUCUACUGCAGUUUUCACUAUUGGUGAUGAUGGAAAUUUAGUGCUUUUUGAUGAAAAUGGUAAACUUAUUUGGUCGUCAAAUGUUUCGUCCACAACAGGUUUGGCUUCAAAUUCUGCUGUGGGAGCAUUGUUAGAUAAUGGAAAUCUUGUUCUUAUGCAUGGUGAGUCCCAUAUAUUGUGGCAGAGCUUUGAACAUCCUACGGAUACAUUUAUGCCUGAGAUGAAACUCGGUUAUAAUAGAACGACUAGCCAACGAACUCUGGUCAAUUCGUGGACAAGUAGUGAAGAUCCUCGGCCUGGAAAUUUCUCUUUUGGAGUAGACCCUCAAGGGCGACCACAGUUUUACAUUUGGAAGCAGAACAGUAUUUAUUAUAGGUUUGACGAUAGUAAUGAAUACUCUGGAGGGAAUUUCCUGGGAAUUGCAUGGUAUCUUUCUGUUGUUUCAGGAAAAGAUGGAGUAUUUCUUACUUAUGGUUACACCAAAAGCCUGAUAACAAUAAUCGUCGUUUUGAAUCCUGGUGGAUACCUUCAGGUGCUGGCAUGGAUUCAGUAUGCUAAUAAAUGGAAAGUUGAAUUUCAGGCACCACAAGUUCCUUGUGAACUUUACGCGCAGUGUGGUCCAUUUGGCAGCUGUGGGAUCAGAUCAAACAGAUGCAAAUGUUUAACAGGAUUUGAACCAAGAUUUUCGACAGAUUGGGCAAAUGGGAAGCCGAAUGGAGGUUGUGGUAGAAAAGUAGCAUUGGGGUGUGAUGGCGGAGAUGGGUUUUUGAAGCACGAGAAUAUGAAGUUGCCCGAUCAUGCUAUCUCCUUCGGGAAUAUGAACAUUAAGGAGUGUGAAACUCAGUGCAUUAGAAACUGUUCCUGCUCAGCUUAUGCCUAUUCAAAUAGCACCUGUUUAGUUUGGUUUGGAGAUUUACUAGACCUUGCACAUAACUAUACUGCUGGCAGAGCUCUCUAUGUUCGAGUUCGUGGCUCUGAGCCAGUUACUCAUCGCGUAUCUGGGAAUUCAGCUCGGAGACACAUAGUUUUUAUUGCAAGAAUUGUUUCUGCAAUAUCUGCUAUCUUGGUUCUUAUUAGUAUUUUUGUUUUUGUCUUCAAAAGAAAGCACUUGAGAAGACAAGGCUGGACACAUGGAACUUCUGCUCUCAUUAAGUCUGUAUCUAGCUUGUAUUCUGUGGGAAAAAGCGAUAUGAAGUUGCUACAGUUCAGCCUGCAGCAAACAAGAGAGGCUACAGACGAUUUCCACGAGGAAAACAAACUUGGAGAAGGUGGCUUUGGCCCUGUGUUUAAGGGGUUUUUGGUCGAAUUUGGAGACGUAGCUAUCAAAAGGCUAUGCAGAAGGUCAUCUCAAGGACAGGAGGAGUUCAUGAAUGAGUUGAAGUUAAUUGCAAAACUGCAGCACAAAAAUCUUGUCAGCCUCUUAGGAUGUUGUGUUGAAGGCGAGGAGAAAAUACUAAUCUAUGAAUAUAUGCCCAAUUGCAGCCUGGACAAAUUUCUUUUUGACUCUCGUCUAAAAGUUACACUAGAUUGGAGUACGCGUUUCAAGAUAAUAGAAGGAAUUGCUCAAGGAAUGCUUUACCUACACAAAUACUCGAGAUUAAAAGUCAUUCACAGGGACUUAAAGGUAAGCAACAUUCUGCUUGAUGAAGAGAUGAUCCCUAAAAUAUCAGACUUUGGAAUGGCAAGGAUUUUCGGGACUGAUCAAACACAGGCCAAUACAAACCGAGUUGUUGGUACAUAUGGCUAUAUGUCUCCCGAAUAUGUAGUAUAUGGCCAAUUUUCAGAGAAAUCAGAUGUAUUCAGCUUUGGAGUAUUGGUGCUAGAAAUUCUGACUGGUGAGCGAAACUCAGACUUUUUCAUGACUGAAGUCUCUGUGUCCCUCUUAGGAUGGGCAUGGAAUAAGUGGAAAGAAGGAAGCUUGUUGGAGUUGAUUGAUCCAUCAAUAAGGGAAACCUGCGAUAGUGAUAAGGCGACAAGGUCUAUAAUGGCUGCACUUCUUUGUGUUCAAGAAAUCCCAACUGAUCGGCCAACAAUGUUUGACAUAGUUGUCAUGUUGAGCAACGAAACAUUGCCCAUCCCAGAACCAAAAGAACCUGCAUUUCGCAGCAGCUUGCAAUCUCAACAGUUAAAUGAUAUAUCCAUAAAUGAGAUGACAUUUACCUUGCCGGUGCCUCGAUAAGAGGAUUUAGUGUUCCAACUUCUUGUAGUAAGUUUUCCUUGUUAGGACAGAACCAUCUUCUCCAAAUCAUAAAUUUCUUAAUUGUGUUUUAGAAAGGAGAGAUGUUUGACACCUCCCCUGAUGGGGAGGGACCCCUGUCUGCCAGCCCACAACUUUAGGAUAAACUAAUCUAUAGAUUUUGCUUAAAAAAAUUUCAGGCUUUACUUGUUAACAGAAGAUAAGGUCCUUAAUUGUUGAACCUACAAAGUGUAGGCUCUCGAAUAAAUACAGACUGAACUUCACAUUGAUGUUUCCUUGUCUGUUCUGCUGGUUUAUCAAAUUUGAUCAUCUUGUUUUCUA